AUGGUGUGUCCCAGCUGCGCGACGUGGCAGGUCUUCGUCGUUGUCGUCGCCGUCGGCCUCGUCGGCCUCGUGUGCAACUACUUGGCCGUCUCCCAGAGCCUCGAGCCCAGCGCGCCGCCAAGUACGCUACCGCCACGCUACACAGUGCCGGCGGCGGCGGCGGCGCCUCGCCCGCCCCGCGUCCGCAACGCGAGCAUCGCCUUUGACACGGUCUUCAACGUCGCGACAGCGUAUACGCCCAAGUUCCCGUGGGCCGACCGCGGCAUCGUGCUCUGCCUCCACGACCACGUCGUGCCCAUGGGCGCGUCGCUGCUCCAGGAGCUCCGCGCGCUCGGCAACUAUGACCCGGUGCAGGUCUACCAUUGCCUUCCCAACGAGCUCGCGACCGUCUCGCGCGACCUCUUGGCCUCCGACCCGCUCGUCGAGAUCAUCGACGUGUGCUCGCUGCUUCUGACAACGCCGCUCUUCCCGUCCUCGGCGUCCAUCCGCGAGUUCCAGGGCUUUUGGCUCAAGCCACUCGCGCUGCUCUUCUCGUCGUUCGACCAAGUGAUGCUACUGGACGCCGACGACAUUUUUCUUGAAAAUCCAUCGACGCUGUGGGCAUCACCGAGCUACACCGAGACGGGCACGCUCUUCUUCUACGACCGCGUCGUCAACGCGAGCAUGUUUCUCAACACCGCCGUGACCAUGUACGCAGCAGACGGCACCGAGACCAACGUGACGUACAUCAAGCAGCUCUUGGCGCAGGUGUUUCCGCUCAAAGUGCUCGGCUUUCCGUCCCCGCACGUGCCGUCCCCGCAGCUACAAGCGUCGAUGGUGUGGCGCGGCCACACGGCGCACGAGCAAGACUCGUCCGUUGUGCUCAUCGACAAGGUUCGCGCUGGCCCCAACGUUCUCCGCGCGCUCUUUGUUCUUAUUGCAACCACCCGCUUCAUGAACCCUGUCUUUUCCUGGGGCGACAAGGAGGCGUUCUGGCUCGCCUACGAGCUGGUGGGACAGCCGUAUGCCUUCUCGCCGUGGGCGUGCAGCGUCGUCAACCGCGCCGACGACUUGAUGCUGCACAAUAAAACUCUGUGCGGCAGCCUCGCGCACUACGCCCCUAAUGCCUCGAACGCGUCGCUGCUCUACAUCAACGGCCGGGAAAUCAUCGAUCCGUACGAGAGCCGCCUCGACCACCGCGUGCUGUGGGGCGACUGCUACCACCGACUAAUCGAAGCUCUGCCGACGCACGUGGCCCCGCGCUCUCGCCGCCACCCCGCGCAGGGGGAGCGCGGCGACUUGGACCAAACCUGCCUCAUCGGUGACGGCGCCGUAAUGUUUGCUACCAACGCGACGCAGCACCGCCUCGCCCAGCGCGUCCAAUGGUCGAUCGAGGUGGCGCGCACGAUCCAAUCAGCGUUUGCGGACGAAGAUUUCCCCUUUGGAAUCUUUCUUCUUGCCGCCGGCUUUGUGAUCGGGUCCCCGAUUGCCUGCGUUGUGCUUUCUAUGCACGACGCCUGA
Saprolegnia parasitica CBS 223.65 is the source of this 1500-nucleotide messenger RNA. RefSeq lists its product as hypothetical. NCBI's taxonomy places the organism in Eukaryota, Oomycota, Saprolegniomycetes, Saprolegniales, Saprolegniaceae. Bases 1 to 1500 code for a protein of 499 amino acids. Gene Ontology annotation, cellular component: Golgi apparatus. The record is from RefSeq and is a predicted model, not a curated record. Gene Ontology annotation, molecular function: alpha-1,3-mannosyltransferase activity. The transcript is spliced from 2 exons. Gene Ontology annotation, biological process: protein O-linked glycosylation.